Mangifera indica (mango) is the source of this 1630-nucleotide messenger RNA. RefSeq names its product probable prefoldin subunit 2. The transcript has 14 exons. Gene Ontology annotation, cellular component: prefoldin complex; cytoplasm. Gene Ontology annotation, biological process: proteolysis; secondary metabolic process; protein folding. The record is from RefSeq and is a predicted model, not a curated record. NCBI's taxonomy places the organism in Eukaryota, Viridiplantae, Streptophyta, Magnoliopsida, Sapindales, Anacardiaceae. Gene Ontology annotation, molecular function: serine-type carboxypeptidase activity; acyltransferase activity, transferring groups other than amino-acyl groups; protein folding chaperone. Bases 656 to 1456 code for a protein of 266 amino acids.
GCACAGAAACGCCACCUGCCAAUAUGCAGCUUCCAUUACAGGCUUCACUGAAUUCAACCACCGCCCUAAAAUGCCUACAUUUGCGCAUGCUUCUCCUGCUUAUUUUAUCAGCAACCACCUCCUUCUCCGGCCAAAUUGUCAAGUACCUUCCAGGAUACGACGGUGAACUCCCAUUCAAGCUCGAAACUGGAUACAUAAGCGUCAAUGAGUCGGAGCUGUUCUACUAUUUUAUAGAGUCGCAAGGCAAUCCUGAAGAAGACCCUCUAUUUCUUUGGAUGACUGGUGGCCCUGGCUGUUCUUCAUUCAAUGGAUUAAUCUAUGAAAUCGGACCGUUGGAGUUUGAUAUUGACAACUACACGGGGGUUUACCAAGAUUUAAAUACUACCCUUAUGGAUGGACAAAGACAGCUAGCUUCAUAUUCCUAGAUUCACCUGUUGGCACUGGUUUCUCUUAUUCUACUAACUCGGACGCCUGGGCUUCCUCUGACACUGCAGCAGCCAAAGAAGCCUAUGAGUUCCUUAGAAAGUGGCUGACUGACAACCCUAAAUACCUGGCUCUUGAACUUUUCAUUGGCGGUGAUUCUUAUUCUGGCAUAAUUGUUCCUCUAAUCACCAAGCUUGUUGUAGAGGGAAAAGAAGCUGGAACCCAGCCAAUUAUGAAUCUGAUAGGGUAUUUGCUCGGGAGCCCAACAACAGAUCAAGUGAUUAAUGAAAAUUCCAAAGUUGUAUUUGCUCAUCGCAUGGCGCUUAUAUCAGACGAACUAUAUGAGGACCUCAAAGUGUAUUGCAAUGAGUCCUACGUAAAUAUAGAUCCAUCCAAUACAAAGUGUAUAGCUGCUUAUGAAAUUUACGAAAAGUGCGUUAAAGAAUUAUUUCGCAAUGAUAUUUUGGAACCGAAAUGCACUUUUGCGUCGCCAGACAAGGUCCAAGAAGAACUGCCACACAGGGCUCUACAAGAAAAUCCCACAAAUUUCAUCCUUUCACCACCAAAAAUUCCUGAUCUCUGGUGUCGGACUUUUAAUUAUGCGCUCUCUUACAUGUGGAUGAAUAAUGACCAAGUGCAAGAUGCUUUGCACGUCCGAAAGGGAUUUGUAUCAGAUUGGAAGAGAUGCAACAAGAGUUUAUCAUAUACCAAGAAUGUCCAGAGUGUGAUUGAUGUUCAUCGAUAUCUCAGUACAAAAGGGUUACAAGUUCUAGUUGAAUGUGGAGACCGAGACAUGGUUGUUCCGUUCGUUGCCACGGUGGAGUGGAUAAAGAUGCUGAACUUGACUGUUGUAAACGACUGGCGACCAUGGUUUGUUGAUGGGCAAGUCGCUGGAUUUACCGUGAAGUAUUCAGAACAUGGAUAUCGGCUGACUUACGCAACUGUAAAGGGCGGGGGGCAUACGGCUCCAGAGUACUAUCGAAGAGAAUGUUAUGAAAUGUUUGACAGGUGGAUCCAUUGGUAUCCCUUAUAGCUCCUGUGAUUAUUAAAAUGGAGCUGAAUAAACAGGCAAUGGAAGGUGCUUGAAAUUCAAGAGAGGAGAAUAAUUUAAUUCUAUUUUUGUUGUAAGCCAUUUUGGUUUCUCUUGGACUGCAUGUGUUGAUGUACUUUGAUGGAUUUAUGAGUUUUGAUUAUCAAGCUUGAAUAA